AUGCAGUUUUCUGGAGGAAAUCGGAAAAGACUGAGGUUGGGAGGUGACCAAAGGAAUGCUUGCUAUCCUCAUAGCCUUCAGUUUUACUUGGAGCCACCUUCUGAAAACAUAUCUUUGAUUGAGUUUGAAAGCUUGGCUAUUGAUAGAGUUAAAUUGCUAAAAACAGUCGAAAAUCUUGGUGUGAGCCAUGUGAAAGGAACUGAGCAAUACCAGAGUAAGUUGGAGGCUGAGAUAAGAAGGCUCAAGUUUUCCUUCAGAGAAAAUGUAGAAAAUGAAUAUGAACGCCGAAGAAGAGAUCAUAUUUCUCACUUUAUUUUACGCCUUGCUUAUUGCCAGUCUGAGGAUCUUAGACGCUGGUUCAUUCAACAAGAAAUGGAUCUCCUUCGAUUUCGAUUCAGUAUUUUACCCAAAGACAAGAUUCAAAGUUUCUUAAAGGAUAGCCAUUUGCAUUUUGAGGCCAUAAGUGAUGAAGAGAGGAGUCUCCGAGAACAUGAGAUUAUUGCUUCAUCAACCUCUUCGAGUGCGUCUAAGUCGGAGUUGGAGUUGGAGUCAGUUUAUAAGAUCCCUUUUGCUGAUGCUCUGGAUUUGUUCCGAGGAAGGAAGGUCUAUUUGGAAGAUGGCUUUGCUUAUGUACCACUUAAAGAUAUUGUGGCAAUUGUCCUGAAUGAAUUUAGAGCCAAACUGUCCAAGGCUUUGGCAUUAACAGCCAGGUCCUUGCCUGCUGUGCAGUCAGAUGAGAGACUUCAGCCUCUGCUUAACCAUCUCAGUCAUUCUUACACUGGUCAAGAUUACAGUACACAGGGAAAUGCUGGGAAGAUUUCUUUGGAUCAGAUUGAUUCGCUUUCUACCAAAUCCUUCCCACCUUGCAUGCGGCAGUUACAUAAAGCUUUGCGGGAAAAUCACCAUCUUCGUCAUGGGGGCCGAAUGCAGUAUGGCCUCUUCCUGAAGGGCAUUGGUUUAACACUGGAACAGGCAUUGCAAUUCUGGAAGCAGGAAUUUAUCAGAGGAAAGAUGGAUCCAGACAAGUUUGACAAAGGCUACUCUUACAAUAUCCGUCAUAGCUUUGGAAAGGAAGGCAAGAGAACUGACUAUACACCUUUCAGUUGCAUGAAGAUUAUUCUAACCAAUCCACCAGGCCAAGGGGAUUAUCAUGGGUGCCCAUUCCGUCACAGUGAUCCAGAGCUGCUGAAGCAGAAGUUGCAGUCAUACAAGAUCUCUCCCGACGGGAUAAGCCAGAUUUUGGAUUUAGUAAAAGGGACACAUUACCAAGUAGCCUGUCAGAAGUACUUCGAGAUGACACAUAAUGUGGAUGAUUGUGGCUUUUCUCUGAGCCAUCCUAACCAGUUCUUUUUUGAGAGCCAACGGAUUCUAACUGGUAGUAAAGACAUCAGAAAGGAGUCCAUCCAACCAGAAGCUCCUCAACCCAAACCAAGUGUCCAGAAAAACAAGGAUGCAUCAUCUGCUCUGGCCUCUCUGAAUUCCUCUCUGGAAGUGGAUAUGGAAGGACUAGAGGAUUAUUUCAAUGAAUGA
Messenger RNA from Puma concolor (puma), 1530 nucleotides. It is a transcript of the gene PRIM2, whose product is annotated as DNA primase subunit 2. Gene Ontology annotation, cellular component: alpha DNA polymerase:primase complex. NCBI's taxonomy places the organism in Eukaryota, Metazoa, Chordata, Mammalia, Carnivora, Felidae. Gene Ontology annotation, biological process: DNA replication, synthesis of primer; DNA replication initiation. The record is from RefSeq and is a predicted model, not a curated record.